This is a messenger RNA of Prunus persica (peach), 731 nucleotides long. RefSeq names its product 60S ribosomal protein L35. The coding region runs from base 118 to 489 and encodes 123 amino acids. Gene Ontology annotation, molecular function: mRNA binding; structural constituent of ribosome. The transcript has 4 exons. Gene Ontology annotation, cellular component: ribosome; cytosolic large ribosomal subunit. Gene Ontology annotation, biological process: maturation of LSU-rRNA from tricistronic rRNA transcript (SSU-rRNA, 5.8S rRNA, LSU-rRNA); translation. The record is from RefSeq and is a predicted model, not a curated record. Lineage: Eukaryota; Viridiplantae; Streptophyta; Magnoliopsida; Rosales; Rosaceae.
GUCCAUAAAGCCGGGGUAUAUAUAAACCCACUAAACCCAUGAACGCUCGUAGUUAGGGUUUCAUUUUCCCGUGAAGCUAAGAGAGAGCCGCCGUUGCAGAACUCACAGAACACAGCAAUGGCGAGAAUCAAGGUACACGAGCUGAGGCAGAAAACAAAGGCUGAGCUUUUGAACCAGCUCAAGGAUCUCAAGGCAGAGCUUGCCCUUCUUCGCGUGGCCAAGGUCACUGGUGGAGCACCCAAUAAGCUCUCCAAGAUCAAGGUUGUGAGGCUAUCGAUCGCCCAAGUGUUGACUGUGAUAUCACAGAAGCAAAAGUCUGCCCUGAGAGAAGUGUACAAGAACAAGAAGUUCUUGCCUCUUGAUCUGCGUCCCAAGAAGACCAGAGCUAUCCGCCGAAGGCUCACCAAGCACCAGGCAUCUUUGAAGACCGAGAGGGAGAAGAAGAAGGAAAUGUAUUAUCCCUUGAGGAAGUAUGCCAUUAAGGCAUAGAGUGUUGGAUCAAUUACGUUAGAUCAUCUUGGUACCUUGCUGUAAUAGAAUCCUUUUGUUCACAAGUUUUGGAUUUACUUUUGAUUAAGAAAUUAGACCUGAGAUUUUGAUGUUUAAUUUUUCUUGUCUGGGUUUUGGGGAGGCAUGUCUUGCCCAAAUCAACUUAAUUUUCUUCGGGUGCAAUGAUAGUUAAGAUUCUGUUCAUGUUUGAUAAAUGAAUUGAGCUCAUUAUUCCCUGCUUA